This is a messenger RNA of Cornus florida, 2098 nucleotides long. Its product is annotated as protein ROOT PRIMORDIUM DEFECTIVE 1. The record is from RefSeq and is a predicted model, not a curated record. Lineage: Eukaryota; Viridiplantae; Streptophyta; Magnoliopsida; Cornales; Cornaceae. Gene Ontology annotation, molecular function: RNA binding.
UUUCCUACUCCCAUCUAAACUAAACAAAGGCACUAUCUAUGAGAAAUUAUUGGGAAAAUUGGAGAGAGAACCAAAACUAUACGAAAGAAACAGAGCUCUCACGCAAGUACAUUUGUUACCUAUGUGUAUUCGUUAUUUUUUAAUAGGCCUGCAAUGUGCUUGAAGAAUGUCCUCUAUGAAAACUGGUUUUCAGAGACACGAUUGAUUUAGAAUACAUUAUCACCGUUGUCAAUUUGUACUCGACCACCAGCGAAAACCGAGCUAGCUUAUCUUCCCACUUCCCACUUCCCACAAAACCAAAUCUCAAAGUCCGUCAAUGGCGUCCCAAGUCAUCAAAAAGUUACCAUUCAUACUCUCCACAAAAGGCCCUUCAAUGGCCGUCGUGCGCUCGAAAACGACCUCGUCCCAGUACGUAGCAUCCAACCCCACAUUUGAGAAACUCAUGGACAAUUACAAGAACCUCCUCAAAGUGAUCGCCAUUCAAGGCCUCAUCCUCACAAACCGCAGCAACAACCCACCGUCCGUGUCCCUUGAAUUCCUGAAUAGACUCUCUCAAAAGCUCCAUCUCAACCGCGGCGCAGCCGCCUUCCUUCGCAAGUACCCUCACAUUUUCGACAUUUUCUAUGAGCAAAAGAAGUCCCAACCUUUCUGCAGAUUGACUAACAGUUCUACUCAAAUUUGCCGCCAAGAAGCCGCCGCCAUAACAGAGUCCUUGCCACUUGUCGUGGAUCGUCUGGUUCGGAUUCUCUCCAUGUCGGCCUCUAAGUCGCUGCCACUUCGAGCAAUUUUCAAGGUCUGGAGGGAGUUCGGACUCCCUGAUGAUUUCGAGGACUCGGUAAUAUCCAAAAACCCUCAUCUUUUUAAGCUUUGUGAUGCCCAUGAACCUAAUACUCAUAUAUUAAAACUUGUUGGUGCAAUUCCCAGUAAUAAUUUUGUGGCUUCGGCUGAGAAUUGGAGGAUUACAGAGUGUUGUAAGGAGGAUUCUAUUGUUGAUAGGACUGAAAUGCAGUUCACUUUUAAACAUGGGUUUCCACCAGGAAUGAGGUUGAGUAAGAAUUUUAGAGCCAAAGUUAAGGAGUGGCAGAGAUUGCCGUAUGUUGGGCCAUAUGAGGAUGUGGGAGAGAAGAAGAGAUCUAAGAGUGGAAUAAUGGCAUUAGAGAAACGGACAGUUGGGAUUGUGCAUGAGUUCUUAAGUUUGCCUGUAGAGAAGACGGUGGAGGUGGAGAAGAUUAGUCAUUUUAGGAACUGUUUCGGGAUUGAUUUGAACAUACGGGAUUUGUUCUUGGAUCACCCUGGGAUAUUUUACUUGUCAACCAAGGGGAAGAGACAUACUGUUUUUCUGAGAGAAGCAUAUGAGAAGGGGUGCUUGAUUGAACCGAAUCCGGUUUACAAUGUGAGGAGGAAGCUUCUCGAUCUUGUUCUUAUGGGGCAUCGUGGUUUGUUUAACAGUGAUUCUAGAUCAAGGGAUAUUGACAGAAGCAUGGAGGAUGAAACAGAAGGGGAGGAAAGUGGAUGAGCCAAUGAAUUUACAAUUUUGAAAUGUAACAGAAUUGAAUGCUAGGGAUAGAGUCCCUUCAUAAAAAAAAAAAGGGCCCCAAGAUAUUUAAUUGCAGGAACUGCAGGAAUAGGCUGGAAUUAAUUUGACAGUGUCGGUAAUGCAUGACUGGAAUGAUGGUUGGACAUGACCGUGAUGUUGGCCACAUUAGUAUUGAUGGACAAUUACAUCUAUUGGGGAUUUGCCAUGGCAGGGUUGUCUUACAAGAUGUUAAUGAAGUCGUAUUACUUAUGCAAAGUGGAAAGCUGGAAGUUUUUUUUUUUUUUUUUUUUUCCUGGGUUUAAUAUUCUUAGAAGGGAGGCAAGUAAAUCAUUUGAAUGGUUGGUCUGUUUUGGUGUUUAAUAUUUUCAUCAUAUUGACUUGGGCAUUUGAACUUUGAAUACUUGAAAUAUGGUAUAGUAUGCUCCUCCAUAUUGGUGAUACAUAUUUUUUUUAGCCUUGGUGAUUCAUAUUCUGUUGUGCAAAAUUAGUGGCGGCCGAUCUAAAUCCAAUGUUGUUUAUGCUAACAGAGUUCCCUUCAGCAGGGGUACUAGUUUAUAGUCA